UUUUAUCGGCCGACCUCCACCAUCUAAUUAUCUAUCUACAAAACCCUCAAGUAUACGCAGGUGUUUAAAUUUUCAUAGAAUUAGUGCGUAAAACAAAUACUUGAAUAUAUUUAUAAGCAACAGCCCAAAGCUCAAAUACAAAAUGGCACAAAUGGAUAUGGAAUUAAAGAAGGCCUUCGCUGAAAUGCAAGUUAAUAAAUUGGAAACCACGAAAAAGAUAAACAUGAUUGACAUGAAAUGCGACAUGGUCAAGACGGGUAAACAGAAAUAUACGCUAACCGAGAAGAGCACCAGCAAUUUGACAGAUGACACAAGGGUCUACAUGUCCGUUGGCCGCAUGUUUCUGUUGACUGAUUUGGACAACAUGCGUAGCGAGCUGAAGAGCAAGCAGGACAAAUGUGAUAAGGCCAUUGAGUUGCUCGAAAAGAAGAAGGAAUUUCUGCAAAAGUCGCUUAAGGAUCAAGAGGAUGGACUGCGUGAGCUAGUGCAGCAGCGCAAGGAAGCGGAUGCACCGGCAAAAUAAAAAUGCAUACACAAUUUCCAUUCAAGGCAUUUAACAGUCUCCGUUGAUACGGACAACCAUGUGUUAUUUAUUAUUUUCAAUAUAAUGGUCGAAAUUAAAGUUGGCAAAACAAACAAA
Drosophila novamexicana is the source of this 640-nucleotide messenger RNA. It is a transcript of the gene Pfdn1, whose product is annotated as prefoldin subunit 1. Lineage: Eukaryota; Metazoa; Arthropoda; Insecta; Diptera; Drosophilidae. The transcript has 3 exons. Bases 143 to 523 code for a protein of 126 amino acids. Gene Ontology annotation, molecular function: protein folding chaperone. Gene Ontology annotation, cellular component: cytoplasm; prefoldin complex. The record is from RefSeq and is a predicted model, not a curated record. Gene Ontology annotation, biological process: protein folding.